AUGGCCGGAGUCAAAAAUGAGAAUGAGCAGGAAAGGCCCUCGAGGGACUCUCCUGAGCGCGGCAAGAAGCGAAUAAGAACCUCGAAAUCCCUUCCACCACCCGACCUCCCCAAACUUGUCGCCGAGCAGGCUACUCCCAUUCCUAGCACCGAUAAAGACACUCAACGCCUCAUCGUUGUUCUCUGCAAUGCCACUUUGGAGACUUACAAGGCCUCCCAUGGGUCCGCACGUGGACCCGGCGGUCGCGAGGACAAAUAUAAUUUAUUGAACAGCGACGACCACAUUGGCGUCAUGAGGAAGAUGGGGCGAGAUAUCAGCGAGGCACGACCGGACAUUACGCACCAGUGCCUACUCACCCUACUGGACUCGCCGAUCAACAAAGCUGGGAAGCUGCAGAUCUACGUCCAGACAGCAAAGAACGUACUCAUCGAAGUCAGCCCAACAGUCCGCAUUCCACGUACAUUCAAGCGAUUUGCUGGUCUCAUGGUCCAAUUGCUUCACAGGCACCAGAUCAGGUCUACCACGUCUCAAGAGAAGCUUAUUCAAGUCAUCAAGAACCCGAUCACAGACCACCUCCCUCCGAAUUGUCGCAAGGUCACUUUGAGUUUUGAUGCUCCUGUGGUCCGCGUACGAGAUUACAUUCAGGGCUUGGGCCCGAAGGAGAGUAUCUGUGUUUUCAUUGGUGCUAUGGCCAAAGGAAGCGAUGAUUUUGCGGAUUCGAUCAAGGAUGAUUCCAUUGGUAUCAGCAACUACAACCUCAGUGCUAGUGUAGCAUGCAGCAAGUUCUGCCACGCUGCAGAAGAUGUAUGGAGCAUCAUCUAG
Messenger RNA from Aaosphaeria arxii CBS 175.79, 822 nucleotides. Its product is annotated as nucleolar essential protein-like protein 1. The transcript has 3 exons. The coding region runs from base 1 to 822 and encodes 273 amino acids. Gene Ontology annotation, biological process: rRNA base methylation. Gene Ontology annotation, cellular component: small-subunit processome; nucleolus. Lineage: Eukaryota; Fungi; Ascomycota; Dothideomycetes; Pleosporales. The record is from RefSeq and is a predicted model, not a curated record. Gene Ontology annotation, molecular function: rRNA (pseudouridine) methyltransferase activity; rRNA binding.